Ceratosolen solmsi marchali is the source of this 1371-nucleotide messenger RNA. RefSeq names its product microsomal triacylglycerol transfer protein (gene Mtp). Gene Ontology annotation, biological process: lipid transport; lipoprotein metabolic process. The transcript is spliced from 2 exons. NCBI's taxonomy places the organism in Eukaryota, Metazoa, Arthropoda, Insecta, Hymenoptera, Agaonidae. Gene Ontology annotation, cellular component: Golgi apparatus; endoplasmic reticulum; basolateral plasma membrane. The record is from RefSeq and is a predicted model, not a curated record. Bases 72 to 1304 code for a protein of 410 amino acids.
UUAUUUUUUUACUUUUUAUUUCACUUGUAUCUUCGAAAGGUUGGGAUAUUGGUUCAGAGUUUACUUAUGAUAUGAAAGCAAGUAUUUUGCUCGGAGAAAUUCGUCAAUUCCAAUCGAAAAAUGGCAGUACUGGUGAUGUGGGUUUUCAACUAACUGCUAAACUUAAAGUCUUGCCAUUAUGGAAAAAUCCUAACAAUCCCUUAACUAUUCUUAUAUCUAUAAAAAUGGUUUCGCCCCAAUUAUGGAUUAAAUCGAGAAAGGCCCCAAAACCUGAAGGCUUCAUAGAACAUAGCUCUCGAUUAGUUGAUAUUCCAAAAGAUCCAAUUUUAAUAUUGUGGAACAAUGGUCAAAUUUUGAAUACCUUUGCUAUUUCUACAGAAAGUGUAUCAUCUUUAAAUUUAAAACGCGGAAUAGUAAGUAUUUUUCAGUAUAAAACUGUUGAAGGAGUAUUUCAAGAAAAAGAUGCGAGUGGCUUAUGUAACGUAACAUAUAAUUCGUUAAAACCAAGAUUAUUUAAAAAAGUUAAAUUUUCUUGUAAAAAAAAUAAGAAUAAACAUCCGAAUCUGUUUUUAGGUGUGAAACGAAACAGUAUUUAUACAAUUACAUAUGAUUUAACAGAAGCUUUACUACCUAAAGAAAUUUUGGAAAAUGAAAAGCACGAAACAAGCUUAACUGCCAGGCCAGAAGCCGGUACAUCAAUUACUGCCCAUAGAAUUUUCCUAUUACUUCCAGGUGUUUCUAAAGAAAAUCGAAUAAUUGCAUCAACUUAUACAGAAGCUAUGCAUAAACUUGAUUCUCGCUAUGUAGAGAUCCCGAUUGAAGCUCAAAAUGAAUAUGUUUUUUGUCCCGAAUCAGGAUGCCUUACUCUAGAUGCUGUUUUAGAUAAUAGUCGUAGUGCUUUAGAAGAAUCUGCUUUAGGUACAACUAAAUCUGCUUCUGCAUUCUUAAAACUCGUACCUUUAAUCAGAGAUGCUUCUGUUGACAGUCUUAUAAAAAUUUUAAAAAGCCCACGUAACCAUGAUAUUUUACCGCAAUUGUGUGAUUUAUAUGGCUCUGCAUCGACUGUUGCUGCACAUCAAGCAGCGAUGAAAAUUCUCAAACAAGAUGAAAUUGGAGAUAAUACUGAAAGGUAUUUAUGGGCGCUUUCGAUAUCACCUUAUCAAAAUACAGAUAUUAUAAAAGACAUUGUAAGACGCUCCGAAGAAACAAUCCAAAAUAAUAAAAUUUCUGAAACAUUAGCACUUACUGCAGCAAUUAUGGCAAAACGACAUGGCACACCUACUCUUAUUGAAAAGGAAACUUAGGGAAUAAAAAUGUUAUUCCAAUUUUACUGAAAUAUGCUACAAACAGUAGUCGUGCAAUGAGCGUUGU